Molecule: messenger RNA, 360 nt
Organism: Talaromyces stipitatus ATCC 10500
Lineage: Eukaryota; Fungi; Ascomycota; Eurotiomycetes; Eurotiales; Trichocomaceae
Exons: 3
Coding region: 1-360 (119 amino acids)
Source: RefSeq, a predicted model, not a curated record
AUGGAAGCCAUGGCCCAUUCCACUCUGACCAGGAACUCUGGGAAUGCCUUUACCCUACCAUAUAACAAUCUCUCUCAUUACAUCUUCGAGAACCUGAAAACCCAGUUUCCGAAAUGUAAUGUCAUGGUUCGAGAUGGACAGGUAGUUGGUAUACUUGACUGGGAGUAUGCUGCUUAUCUGUCCGUGUGGUAUGAGUACAUCUCGGCGUCGUUGGCGUUCACGGAAGCGGAUAUAGACUGGAAGAAGGUGUUAGGGAGCUUUUGGUAUCCUAAUUUGGACGAGAAAGGGAAGAAGCUUUUGAGAGGAUAUCUUCGUUAUAGUAUCUCAGAUUAUGAGGAUAGCUGGUACCUACCUAGGUAG